AUUUCACUUUCUCGAGMAAAGAUAAAUUCUGAAGUCAUCGUUGAGAGAGAUAGAAACAUUUAUAAAUCGAAUUAUCYGUAAGAUGUUCAUCCAAACGAGCUGUUUCCUGGUUUUCGCAGCAUUUCUGCUUUUUGCAUCCCACGUGACCCAAAUCCUUAGCUCAAGACAAGACAUUGAAAACAGUACUGUUACGGAUCCGUGUUUAGUGCCAGGCGUAAACUGCCACUGUUUUCUUGGAUACGAAGACCAAGACAAUAGAAUAUUCAAGUGGCGUAGAUUUCACGUUACAUAUAGGCUUGUUCCUAACRAUACAAACGGGCAAGAGUUGUGUGAUAAAUUUUGCGAAAAGGAUUGUAAUGAUUGGCUUAUGUYAGGAAACGACGCUUUAUGUAAAAUGAUUGAUGACGACUACAAUUCAAAUUCCCAAAGAAAUUUCGGCUGCUAUAUACACAUUGAUUCGAAAGGCAAAGUGUGUCUAAGUAAGAAAUGGAACCAGACAAAAGUCCCACAAGACCUUUGCUGUCAUAAAGAAAAGAAAGAGUGUCAGUUGGCCUAUGGCUCCCAAUAUGCCUACAGCAGCGACUACAACUUAUGUCUAAAAGAGCUGGAUGACGGUUGUAUAACAGGAGUUGAUUCUAACGAUAACAGUCCUCCAGUCUGUUGCCUUAGAGACACGUCAACAGGACAAGACAAGACGUAUGGAUGCCAGCCACUCUUAAAAUCUGGAAAAGUCUCUGCAAAUGUUACUUGUUAAAUAAACUAUGAUGAAUAUUAAUCUAAUAUUAAUCUAAUAAAAAUUAUUAAGGUUCA
Actinia tenebrosa (Australian red waratah sea anemone) is the source of this 810-nucleotide messenger RNA. RefSeq lists its product as uncharacterized. Lineage: Eukaryota; Metazoa; Cnidaria; Anthozoa; Actiniaria; Actiniidae. The record is from RefSeq and is a predicted model, not a curated record.